GAGCAAAGGAAUUUGUAUAUGCUACUCAAACCUCCAGUUUCAUUGUUGCCAUAGGAGGCCUAGUGGUUUCGUCUAUUCAAGGUAACACAUAAACUUCACUUCAGAUUAAUUUUACUUUAACAAGAGUUGUUAAGAUACUUUUACACUACAUAUCUGAAACUGCAAAAUUCAGACUUAUAUGGUUUAAAUUGUUUGUGUUAUAGUGAUUCAUCCACUAAUAAUGGUUUAUGGUUAUUAAGUUCAUAGAUGGAAUCAGAGAUAAUUUAGAAUAUUGGUGUGAACAACUUUAUGGAGUUUGUGAUACUACUUUCAUUGUUCUAUGAAUUCAUGAACAUUAUAAAUUAUAGCGUCUAUAGAGUGCAUGUUCUUCACUUUUUAUGUGUCAACUCCAAGUAAUAAGCUACUACAUACAUUGCAUUAUCAACUAAGAAUCAUGAAAUAUUGGUAAUUUAAUUCUGGAAAAAGGGCAUGUUCGCUCAAAUAAGAAGAUUCAUUGCGGGUGUGGUGAAAGUGAACAAAAAAGCAAUCAUGCACGAUAAGAUAUGAUAGGACACCCGCCGCCAAGCGCGGGCCAUUUAGCUGGUAAUAUAUCAAAGUGGAAAUCAUUUUAAAGAACACAAUUAGUCUGAUUUAUAUGUGGAAAUAAUUUUAAAUUUUGACUUAAAACGAGAGAGAAAUCAUCCGUUAAAGAUUAAAGCGGAAAAAAUAAAAGACUUUCCAUGAGAGUGAGAUGCUGAUAUCAUACUGAUGUGUACGAGGUACUCAUGGUUAUCCACCUGAGGUUGACCUGAUCCGCUUUCGUUACACUAUAAUACUGAUUAUCAUAGAACCCGAGGUUAGAGGCUGGUGGUCGAUCGCUGUUACUCUGAAGCUCUAAAAAAUGGGGCCAAAACUCAAAUGCGGCAAAUAUUCACCGGCGAUUACCUUGCCUGAGGUGAACGAAAUACCAGAGGAGUUGACGACUACAAUCUUGUCGAGGCUUUCAAUCGGUCCGCAUGUUGGCCGACUCCGAUGCGUUUGCAAAUCAUGGCGCCAUCGCUUCUCGGAUUCCUCUUUCCUUUGCCAGCAGUGCAGGGACGAAGCUAGCUCAUGGAUAGGCCGAUAGGGGGGCCAUGGCCCCCCUAAGAUUAUGAAAAUAAGUAGAAUAUAAGCUGUGUGAGCAAAAGAUGGCUGUAGUGUAAUUGGUAGAAAUGCAGUCUUGCAACUUUAAAGGUAGAAUGUUCGAUCCAUGUGUAGCUUUAUGGUUUUGUAUAUAUAUUCACUUUUUUGCAAUUUCUUCAUGUGUAGCUUUAUGGUUUUGUAUAUAUAUUCACCUUUUUCCUUGAUGGGUUUGUAUAUAUAUUCACUUUUUUGCAAUUUAUUGUGUAGUGUUCAAUCUAUUGUUGUCUCAACAAAUAAUAAUGGGUUGUGUUUCAUUUGUAAUUUAUUAUAUUUUGUCCCUAUGUCUCCUUUUUCUUUAUUUCUUAUUAAAUUACAUAGUUAUUUGAUUUCACUCUUGUUUGACAAUGAUAGUUAUUUGCUCAUAAAAUCCUUGUUUGACAACUUGAUAAUAAUAUCUUUCUAACUUAUUGUGUUAUGUUAUAAUUCUGAUGUGUUAAUUAUUAGCUCGUACGAUAAGUAGUUUUCUUGAGUUUAUGAUAUUUCCUUUUUGUCUGUUUAGUGUUUUCUUUAGACAACAAAAAUUUCUUUGCAAAAUGUUUCUCAUGGAAUUUUUUCUUAAUUUUCAGAAUCACUUCAUAAUAACGGUUAUCAUUUAGCUCUUACAAUAAAUAUCGAAUGAUUGUUUGAAAAAUGAGUGAUAAUUUUUUUUAUAUAGUUUUCUUGAAGUCGAGACUAGUCCAUCAACAUAAAAUUCGAUAAGUUUAUCUCAACACUUAUCGUCAAUAUUACUAUUGAAUAUCAUAAAUUUGCUUUCACCAUUCCACGCCGCACCUCUUAAUUAUCGGCCUCCCUAAAUGAAAUUCCUGACUCCGUCCCUGCAGCAGUGGAGUCAGGAUUCAGUUUAAGGUGGAUCCACCUCGAAAAAAUAAAUAUGAUAAAAUAGUUUUUUUUGAAUAUAAUCUUACGUUUAAAUUUUUGAUAAAUUAAAAUGCAUUAGCAAUCGAAAAUAUCAAGAAUAUCACUCUACAUAUAUACCAAACAAUCAUUGAUUUAGUCAGUCGUAGUGUUUCAAAUGGUGUUAUUUGUUAAGAACCGUUAGUGUCAAUACCUCGAGUUGUUGAUAGAAGUUUAAUAAUAAUUCUUAUACCAACCAAUAAUUCAUGAUUUACCUGGUCGUUCGCUUUCGAAUGAUCUUAAAAAAAUAUUUAGUAUCAAUAAAUCGAGUUGUUGGAAGAUUUCAAUAAUAUAUUAUACCAUUUACUAUCAUGCUCCCUUAUAAGAAAGUCAACUUAUACGAAAUUGAUGUUUGCACAAAUCUGUAUACCAUAUGCUUAAGAAAUGAGAUCGCCAAGAUUCGAACACAACUUUUCGACCAACGAUUCUCAACUAAAGGGUUAAUUGUAUGGUUGGUCACUGAGAUUAUAAAAAACGUUCAUGUUUGGUCACUGGAAAUAUUUAAAUCCAACCUUGGUCACCCAAAUUAGUUAAAUGGUUCAAAUUUGGUCACUCUCUGUCCAACUCCGUUAAAUUUGUCUGAUUUGGCAGUCAACCCUCAAAGUUGACCGUUAACUCGGUGACGUGGAAAUUAAAAAAUAAUAAAUAAAAUAAAUUUUAAUCUUCUACCAUUUCCAACUCAUUUUCACAAUAAAGUAAAAUAAGAAAAAAAUAAAAAAAUAAUUAUAAUAAAAAAGAGGAAGCAAUUCGUCAACAAACAAACAAAAAUCCCCCUCAACCGUGAGUAUGAACAGCUUCCCACACCAUGUUCUUGGGCACAGGAUUCGCCAGGUCCCUCGCCUGCACCGCCACCGCCCUCAACGUCUUGAUCGUCCACACGUUCGCCUCGACGAACGAGUAGCUCCGGUACGGCAGGUUCUGCUUCUUGCACAGAUCUUGAACCAGCGGCGAAACUUUCCUCAGUUGGCACCUCGGCAGCCUGGGGAACAGAUGGUGCUCCAGCUGGAACUGCAACCCGCCGUGGAACUAAUCCAUCCACGACGGGCACGAGAUGUCGACCGUCCCCCUCGUCUGCUUCUCGAACCAAUCGUUGGCCCUCGGCGAACACCGGGAUAUGCUGCAGAUCUGGAUCGUAAUCAAGGCUGUUCACGGCCAGAUGGUGGGCGUUGUGCGUCCAUUUCCAUCACGUGAUGCUGAUCCCUGUGAGGCAGUUGCCGGCGAGGAGCUGGGCGAGACACCGUAUACCACCAGCGAGAACAGGGCCGUCACGGCGACAUGCCCUUUCUUGUCAACUAAACGCGACCUAAUUUUCGAUAUCAAUUAACUAUCGUAUCUAAUUUAACCAUUUUUCCCCGAAGCAGGGUGAGUCUCGGGACCCAACGUGCUACCCUCUCCCUCCGUCGGAAAAAAUCCCAAAAUACUCUAAUUAUUAAAAAAAAUCCCAAAAUACAGUACUUAUGAAAAUAUUUCCCAAAAUACAGCAGUUUGGUUAUCACCGCUGCAAACCAAGAUAGUGAUGGCAAUCACCGUUUUUGACCAAAACAGUGAUAGCAUCACUGUUUUGGUCUAAAGCGAUGAUGCUAUCACCGUUUUUGUCCAAAACGGUGAUAGCAUCAUCGCUGUGGACAACAACAGUGAUGGCAUCAUCGCCUUAGUUAAUGACGGGGAAUAAUUGACCGUCGAUUUCUGACGCGAUCGCUGACGUGGACGCGCGCGGGCACUUCACCGCUGAUGACUAAAGCGGUGAUAGCCCC
Linum trigynum is the source of this 3809-nucleotide messenger RNA. Lineage: Eukaryota; Viridiplantae; Streptophyta; Magnoliopsida; Malpighiales; Linaceae. The record is from the annotation of a GenBank genome assembly.